This is a messenger RNA of Gasterosteus aculeatus aculeatus (three-spined stickleback), 975 nucleotides long. NCBI's taxonomy places the organism in Eukaryota, Metazoa, Chordata, Actinopteri, Perciformes, Gasterosteidae. The record is from RefSeq and is a predicted model, not a curated record.
UUCUUCCCUCGUUCCUGCUUUCCUUCCUGUUUCAGUUGUCUUUCCUUCACUUGUUCCCUCCUCCUCCUUUUCAGCCGUUCUCAUACAUGAUCGUCAUUAUGUCGCCUCCUCCAGAUGUGUCGGUGGAGGAGUUCUUUGGGGGGGGGGGCGGCGGAGGAGAGCCUCUUCUCUCGUCUCGGUCGCUCUUUGGCUGAACUCCUUCAGACUUCGCCGGCCGACGUGCAGAUCUUCUCUGCGGGCGGCGCCGGGCGGCGAGGGGGGGGCGAGGCGCUGGCCGUGUGGUUCUGGGCUCGUGGCGCCGCCCCCUACAGGAAGGAAAAGCUGCUCGGCAUCGUGGCGGCGAGCAGAGCGCAGCUGGAGGCCACGCUGGGCGUGUCCAUCUCCCAGGUGGGCGUGGACGAGUGUCCCUUCACCGACUGCAGCCGGUCCGGAGGCUGCAGCACCGACGUUUCCUUCGGUCCGGUCCCCGUGGCGCUCGGCGCCGGAUCCGCCGCGCUGGUGUCGCUGCCGGCCUCGGUGGCGGCGCGGUGCGGCUGCCGCGGGCGGGAGGCCGCCCACCUGCCGUGCUCCUCCUACCCCAACAGCCCCUGCCGCAACGGGGGGGCCUGCCGGGACGGCCCGCUGGGGUACAGGUGUAAUUGCCCUCCCAUGUUCGACGGGCCCGAGUGCCAGCAGACCAAACGCAGCUUCGGCGGCGGGGGCUACGCCUGGUUCCCUCCCAUCAUGCCUUGCUUUCACAGCCACAUCUCGCUGGAGUUCCUGGCCGAGUCGGCCAAUGGGCUGCUGCUGUACGACGGGCCGCUAGGCCCCGCCCACUCCGCCGAGCAGGAGGACUUCAUCGCCGUCGAGUUGAGGAACGGCGUUCCGGCGCUGAGCAUCAACCACGGGUCGGGGACGCUGACCCUGCAGCUGCCGCCCCGAUCCACCGUUACUGACCGCCGCUGGCAUCGGCUCGACGUGGUCAGCGACGGGAAG